Molecule: messenger RNA, 801 nt
Organism: Emys orbicularis (European pond turtle)
Lineage: Eukaryota; Metazoa; Chordata; Testudines; Emydidae
Gene: RASD2
Product: RASD family member 2
Exons: 2
Coding region: 1-801 (266 amino acids)
Biological process (GO): signal transduction
Molecular function (GO): G-protein beta-subunit binding; GTP binding; GTPase activity
Source: RefSeq, a predicted model, not a curated record
AUGAUGAAGACUGUGUCCAGUGGGAACUGCACCCUGAGCGUGCCAGCCAAGAACUCCUAUCGCAUGGUGGUGCUGGGAGCCUCCAGGGUGGGCAAGAGCUCCAUCGUCUCACGCUUUCUCACUGGCCGCUUUGAGGACCAGUACACUCCCACCAUUGAGGAUUUUCACCGCAAGGUCUACAACAUCCGGGGAGACAUGUACCAGCUGGACAUCCUGGACACAUCUGGGAAUCACCCUUUCCCUGCAAUGAGGAGGCUUUCUAUACUGACAGGAGAUGUUUUUAUCCUGGUGUUCAGUUUGGACAACAGAGAAUCCUUUGAUGAGGUCAAGAGGAUCCAAAAGCAGAUCCUUGAAGUCAAAUCCUGCCUGAAGAACAAGACCAAAGAGACAGCUGACCUCCCCAUGGUGAUCUGUGGCAACAAAAAUGAUCAUAGUGAAAUCUACCGCAAGGUGCGCUCAGAGGAAGCAGAGAAGCUUGUCUCCAGCGAUGAGAACUGUGCUUACUUUGAAAUCUCAGCCAAGAAGAACACGAACGUGGAUGAGAUGUUCUAUGUCCUCUUCAGCAUGGCCAAGCUACCUCACGAGAUGAGCCCUGCCCUUCACAGGAAAAUCUCUGUCCAGUAUGGCGACGCCUUCCACCAAAAAUCCUUCAGGAUGCGCCGGGUCAAAGAGAUGGAUGCCUAUGGCAUGGUCUCCCCCUUCGCUCGCCGACCCAGUGUCAACAGUGACCUGAAAUACAUCAAAUCCAAAGUUCUCAGGGAAGGCCAGGCAAGGGAGAGGGAGAAAUGCACUAUCCAGUGA